Molecule: messenger RNA, 4563 nt
Organism: Balaenoptera musculus (blue whale)
Lineage: Eukaryota; Metazoa; Chordata; Mammalia; Artiodactyla; Balaenopteridae
Product: laminin subunit beta-4-like
Biological process (GO): basement membrane assembly; cell migration; substrate adhesion-dependent cell spreading
Cellular component (GO): laminin trimer
Source: RefSeq, a predicted model, not a curated record
AUGCAAUUUCAACUGACCUGUUUUUUGCACCUUGGGUUGCUCAGUUACAUGGAAGCUCAAGAUGAAUGCAACAGAGGUACCUGUCGCCCCCCCACCGGCAAUCUACUGGUGGGUCGCAGCGCGCAGCUCUCCGCUUCUACUUGCGGGCUCGGCGGGGCUCAGAAAUACUGCAUCCUCAGCUACCUUAAGGAGGAACAAAAGUGCUUCAUCUGUGACUCCAGAUUUCCAUAUGAUCCGCACGCCCAACCCAACAGCCACACCACUGAGAAUGUAAUCCCAAGUUUUGAAGCAGAUGGAGAAAAGAAAUGGUGGCAAUCAGAAAACGGUCUUGGUCAUGUCAGCAUCAGACUGGAUCUAGAGGCAUUAUUUCAGUUCAGUCACCUUAUUCUGACCUUUAAGACUUUUCGGCCUACUGCAAUGUGAGUUGAACGCUCCACAGACUAUGGACACACCUGGAGAGUGUUCAGAUAUUUUGCCAAAGACCGUGCUACUUCCUUCCCCAACAUCACAUCUGGCCAGGCCCACGGAGUGGAAGACCUUGUUUGUGACUCCAAAUAUUCGGAUAUUGAACCCUCCACUGGUGGUGAGGUUGUUUUCAAAGUUUUGGAUCCCAGCUUUGAAAUAGAAAACCCUUACAGCCCCUACAUCCAGGACCUUGUGACAUUAACAAACCUGAGGAUGAACUUUACCAAACUCCAUACCCUUGGGGGUACUUUGCUUGGAAGGAGGCAAAAUGAUUCCCUUGAUAAAUACUACUAUGCUCUGUAUGAGAUGGUGGCUCGGGGAAGCUGUUUUCGCAAUGGCCACGCUAGCUAAUGUGGCCCAACACAGAAGGUGCGCGGAGACGUUUUCAGCCCUCCGGGAAUGGUUCAUGGUCGGUGCAUCUGUCAGCACAGUACAGAUAGCCCGAACUGUGAGAGGUGCAAGGAUUUCUUCCAGGACGUUCCUUGGUGGCUAGCUGUGGGCCCCCUGGACAGCACUUGCUGAGCUUGUCGCUGUAACGGACACUCUGACCGCUGUCACUUCGACAAGACCGUGUACCUGGCGAGCGGGACGCAGGGGGGCGUGUGUGACGGCUGCCUGCACAACACUGAGGGCCAGCACUGCGAUCGCUGCAGACCCCUUUUCUACAGGGACCCCCUCAAGGCCAUCUCGGAUCCUUACGCGUGCAUUCCUUGUGAAUGUGACACUGAUGGGACCAUUUCGGGUGGCCUUUGUGUGAGCCACUCUGAUCCUGACUUGGGGUCUGUGGCCGGCCAGUGCCUGUGUAAGGAGAACGUGGAAGGAGCCAAGUGCGACCGAUGCAAGACCAACCACUACGGACUGAGCGUCACCGACCCCCUGGGCUGUCAGCCCUGUGACUGUAACCCCCUGAGGAGUCUGCCACUCUUGACCUGCAUUGCCACUCAAGGCCAAUGCUUGUGUCAGUCUCUUGCUACUGGACCACACUGUGAAGAAUGCACGGUUGGAUACUGGGGACUGGAAAAUCACCUCCAUGGAUGUUCUCCCUGUGACUGUGAUAUUGGAGAUGCUUAUUCCAAUGUGUGUUCACCCGAGGAUGGGCAGUGUGAUUGUCGUCUGCGUGUCACAGGUCGCAGCUGCACUGAGCCAGCGCCCAGCUAUUUCUUCGCUCCUUUGAAUUUCUACGUCUAUGAGGCAGAGGAAGCCACGCCACUCCAGGGACUGGCUCCUUUGAUAUUAGCAACAGCUCUGCCUACAUGUGAUGUGUAUUUCCAGCAACAAGGAGAUGAUUUCGUAACUGACAAAGGAAGCAUAAUACUGAAGAGAAAUCAGAAGCAAAGCAUUCGAGCGGAUGAGCAGAGUGAGCUGCCUGCUGUUUCUGUCGUUCUCCGAGGGCCAGCUCCCGGGGUGCCUGUUACGUGGACGGGACCUGGAUUUGCCAUUCUCUCUGGGGCCGGCUUGAGAUUUGCUGUGGGGAACAUCCCCAUUCCCAUGGAUUUUGCUGUUGCCAUUCACUAUGAAACUCAGUCUGCAGAUGACUGGACUGUCCAGAUGGUGGUUAACCUGGCCGGAGGGAGCAAGCACUGUGCAUGCGAGACCCCACAGCCAAAGCCUCAGCCUUUACCAGCAGCUUCCAGAAUCGUGCUGCUUCCCACACCCAUCUGUUUAGAACCAGACGUACAGUAUUCCAUAGAUGUCUAUUUUUCCCAACCUUUGGAAGGAGGAUUCCAGGCUCAUUCACACAUUGAAUUAGACAAAGUUGGUCUUAUUCCCCAAAUCAACUCAUUGGAGAAUUUCUGCAGCAAGCAGGAUUUAGAUGAAUAUCAGCUGCACAACUGUGUUGAAAUUGCCUCGGCAGUGGGACCUCAGGUGCUCCCUGGAGCAUGUGAAAGGCUUAUAGCCAGUUUGUCUGCCAGGCUGCACAACGGGGCCGUGGCCUGCAACUGUCACCCACAGGGCUCAGUGGGAGCCAACUGCAGCUGACUGGAAGGCCAGGGCCAGUGUAAGCCUCGUGUGACCGGCCGCUGCUGUGACACGUGCUCAACAGGAAGCUACAGUCUGGGGCAUCACGGCUGUCACUUCUCCUUGGUGUUCAGAAAAGCUGAUCAAGAAUCCAGUUGGGGGAAUUCCCUGCUUAUAGGCCAGUGUCCGUGUAGAUUAGGCUAUGAUGGGAAACGCUACAGUGAGUGUGAGGAAAAUUAUUAUGGGGAUCCCCUGGGGCGAUGCGUUCCAUGUGACUGCAACAGGAAAGAUUCCCAGAAGCACAUCUGUGACCAGGACACGGGCAUGUGUCACUGCCGAGAGGGUGUUAGCGGCCCACAAUGUGAUCGCUGCGCCCAGGGUCACGGCCAGGAAUUCCCUGCUUGUCUUCGGUGUCACUUGUGCUUUGAUCAAUGGGACCACACCAUUUCUUCCCUCUCCAAAGCGGUGCAAGGGUUAAUUAGGCUGGCUGGUAACAUGGAAGAUAAAAGAGAGACCCUGCCUGUCUGUGAGGCCGACUUCAAAGGACUCAGAGAGAACAUGUCUGAAAUAGAAAGGAUGUGGAGACAUCCUGUUUUCUCAUCUGGGGAAUUCUUAAAAGUCAAGGAUUAUCAUGACUCUGUUCGGCAAGAAAUCAUGCAACUAAGUGAGCAGAGGAAACUGUAUGAAUUUCAAGAUCUGAAAGAAACAAGAGGAAGAACGAGGAAUAAAGUGAACCUCUUACUUGAAGAUCUUCAAGAAGAAAUUAAUUCGCACUCCCGUGCCCGUAAUGCAAGCAUCAUGGAUUCCUCAAAGAACAUCAAGAAGUAUUAUCAGAGCUCAUCUGCUGAAAAGAAAACUAAUGAAACUACUUCCUUCAUAGAUAACUCUGAAAAAAACAGGAAUGACUUACUUACCAUCUUAGAUACACUAACUUCAAAAGAAAACUUGUCAUUGGAGAAAUUAAAGCAGAUCAAGAUACCAGAUAUUCAAAUAUUGUAUGAAAAGAUACUUUCUCCUGUCAGGUGUGUGGAGGAGGCACAUAUGCCCUGUGUGCUAUUGUCCUGUGGUGGCCGGAGCUGUCUCGUCCUGACCCUCUCGAGGAACACCCUCCAGAAAGCUCAGGAAGCAGAGUUCGUGAUUCGCAAUUUGAACAACCAAGUUCAAGGGUUGAAAAAUCAGAUCAAAAAUAUAAAUAAACUGGCAGAAGUCUCCGAAAACAAUGCCUUACAGCUAAGUGAGAAACUGAGGAAUAUGAAAAACCAAAGUGAAUCUGAAGAAGAAAAAAUGAAUCUUUUAAUCAAGAAACUGAAAAUGUUCUUGUUAGAGGAUAACGUGCCUCCAGAGGACAUAGAGAGGGUUGCAAAUCGUGUACUUGACAUCCACUUACCAGUAACAUCGCAAAAUCUGACCCAUGAAUUUGACAAAACACGGAAACUUAUGCAACUCUGUGAGGACUACAGGACAGAGGAGAACAGGCUAAAUAAAGCAGCAGAUGGAGCCCGAAAGGUUUUGGUGAAGGCAAAAGCAGCUGAAAAAGCAGCAAAUGUUCUAUUAAAUCUCGACAAAAUGUUGAGUAAGUUGCAACAAGUUCACAUCACUCAAGUACGGGCAAGUUCUACCAUCACACAGCUGACUGCCCAGAUAACAAAAAUAAAAAAGAACGCCCUGCAGGCUAAAAAUCAGGCCCGGGAGACUGAGAAUGUGCUGGACUUCGCAAAGCAACAGUCAGCGCAGGAGGGUGGACUUGCCCGGCUGCAGACCAAGUUGCAAAGGAAUCGAGACGAGGCCGUCCGUGUGGGAGCUCAGGCUGAAUCGGCCCGGCGCCAGGCUGGGGGCCUUGAGGAGGAGCUUGCUGCGCUACAAUGUCAAUAUGCUAUUCUUCAGCAUAAGACAAGCGCGCCAGGACUGGCAAAGGAAACCUUAGGGAAAGUGAAACAGCCAAGAGAUACAGCAGUCAAACUGGCUGCAGAUACAGAGGACAAGGUAAGAAGAAUAACAGAUUUAGAAACAAAGAUCCAAGCUUUGAAUCUAAGUAGACAAGAAAAAGCUGAUCAGCUGAAACAGUAGGGAGAUCAAGUCAUUGCCAUUAAAAAUGAAAUUAUCGAGCAAGAAAAUAAAUAUGCUACCUGCUACAGUUAG